Messenger RNA from Penicillium argentinense, 789 nucleotides. RefSeq lists its product as uncharacterized. NCBI's taxonomy places the organism in Eukaryota, Fungi, Ascomycota, Eurotiomycetes, Eurotiales, Aspergillaceae. Bases 1 to 789 code for a protein of 262 amino acids. The record is from RefSeq and is a predicted model, not a curated record. The transcript has a single exon.
AUGGUACCCUACAAUUUCGGAUCCCUAGAUGACGAUUUAUUUGCCGACCUCCUCUACUCGUGGGAUAACGAGAUUCCUGAACUUCCGAGACUCAGUGGUCCGACCUCUCUAACUUUCCCUUUUAAACCCGCAAUAUCCGAGGGGCAGCCGCCAGUUUCAUCUACGAAGGGAUCACCGUGCAGCCUGGGCGCAUCAGAUGGUAGGAUGGGAGUACCAGUCCUCUCAAUGGCAUUACCACAAAAUUCGCCUGAAGAGAUAGAGCUCCAUAUUCCGACCAAAAGGCUUCGCAGGGACGAACUGCCCACGCAUCUCCUUGCACAGCACUACUCUCGGGCCCUGACGGGCAGGUUUUCUUUCAAGCAGCCAGAAUGGACAUUCUACACGUACUUUUUUCAUCGCUUCGCUGGUACCCAUUUUGCGGUACGCUCCGCUAUUUUGGCGUGGACCGCGGCAAAUCUCUUCUUUGCACAGCAGGCAAGCUCGUUGGACGAUACAUUUGCACACUAUCAUGACAGCCUGACUUCAAUCGUGGGCAAGUACGAUGUAGCAUUUGAAAGCUGGCAAGCCCAGGAGCACAACAUGGAUGUUUUGCAUCAUUUGUCUGACGAUGAUAUGGACGCUCUCUUCGUUGCUUCCUUUUUUCUUGCGCUCACCGACCUUGCUCUAGCUCGAUCCUCACCUCUUCGGAAAUUCAUUCGAUUCAUCGCCGCAAUUCUCAAUGACUCAGAACUGAAACAGAACUUGACCGGGGUUCAAGCGAGAAUUACAUCAUGGGUAAGAGGGAUUUGA